This is a messenger RNA of Myotis lucifugus (little brown bat), 3161 nucleotides long. It is a transcript of the gene KLHDC3, whose product is annotated as kelch domain containing 3. Gene Ontology annotation, cellular component: cytoplasm. The record is from RefSeq and is a predicted model, not a curated record. Gene Ontology annotation, molecular function: chromatin binding; protein binding. Lineage: Eukaryota; Metazoa; Chordata; Mammalia; Chiroptera; Vespertilionidae. The coding region runs from base 1573 to 2721 and encodes 382 amino acids. The transcript is spliced from 11 exons.
GGGGGAUGACUGGAAGGAUCCAGAGAGAGCGCCACCAUAUGCAGGGAGGAAGACCUCUGGCCGAGAGGGGACAAUGAUUCCUAGCGUUUUCCCCUCAGUGGAAGGGGGAAAAUGGAGAACUUUUGGGUGGCGCUUGGAGUGGUGGGAAAAGGAAAAAGGAGAAAACUGCAAAGCUCUCAGAUUAAAAAAAGGGGGGGGGGGAGUGAUAAUUGCAAGAGACCAGAGGGGCGGGGGCAGGCUCGUGAAGGGAAUGGAAGGCGUUGAGAACGCGGCCAGGACGGAGUGUGGGGGGAACUCCGGGAGGACGCAGCCCUGAGACCUCGGGGGCCCGUUUUCCAUGAGCUCGAGCUGUCCUUUCGGGAGAGAAGCUGGGAUUCUCUCUCCGCCUUGGGGUGGCAUUGCUCCUCGCUGCUCCUGUGAGCCCUGCGCCUUGAUGGACUUGAAGGGCGCAGGAGCUCAGAGGGAAGACAGAGGGCUCCCCUUCUUCAGCCCUUCAGCCCCCCGUCUGGCCCCAGAGCCCCGGUCCCAGGUGUUUGGGAUUGAGGACGGGAGCCAUGGAGUGAGACCAGUUCCUGCUGGGGCUCCGUCCGGGUUGGCCCGGUGGCUGUUUAAAGCCGGGGCAGGGGUCGAGGGGGGGCGGUAGGGGACGUGCCAGCCCGCUGAAAGCCAUGCCUUUUUCUUCUCGAGGGGCCUCCCUGGAGCCCUCUCUGUGCCCGAAGCUCUGCCUUGAACAGGGAGAGGAUGACCCGCCCGGACCCAGCAGGUGCCUGCCAGCAAAGGCAGUGCCCGACGCGGGCUUCCGAUGUACCCAUUAUCGCUAGCUUGGCAGGUUGUCUUAAAGAGAUCAGCCCUCCUACCUGGGUCUUCUUCAUGUCCUGCCCGAGGGCAUUUGGCUUCCCUUCUCCUUUCCCGUGCACACCCCCACCGUCACCCCCCUUCCCAGGACCCUCGGGGAGGACAGCUGCUGGGGACAGCUCAGUCUCUGCCAGGGGAGCAGGGUUGGGGAGGUGGCAGGAGGAGGAAACCCUUCCUCCCCACCCCCACUCCCUCAAUCUACAGCGGACACAUACCUUUCUGAUUAAGUUCCUAGCUUUGGCAGCAGACCAGGCCCAGCUGUUAAAGGAACGCCCCAGGCCUGUGAGGGGCCCGUGGUGACCCCAUUGACAACAGCUCAGUUUGACCAGAGCUUCCGACGAGGGGUGAACCAUCCAUGGUAAUAUGGAGGUCCCCGUCCUGGACCCCACCCCAUCUUGGAUAGGGGAGCUAAUCCACUCUGAAAGCCUAAAAGCCGUUCUGCUUGGAAGUACCCAUGCCAGCUUUCAAUGCACCGUCUGGGGCUGGCUGGGCUAUUAAUAGCUCUGAGUAUUUUGAGAUCCCUCUCCCCAUCUUAAAGAGCACAGAGAUUCUUAGAGAGGCGGCAGUAAGCAGAGCAGAGCCGGAGGUACCAGAGAACCCAUCAGCCUGGGAAGGGGGCUUGGAGCCUGUGCCAGGCCACGGAGAGGGUGGAGCCUCCGUAGCAGAGGCAGCAGGCCGUGCCGGGGGGGCAUGUUGCUGUAACCAGUGGCCCAGGGGAUGUUACGGUGGACAGUGCACCUGGAGGGCGGGCCCCGCAGGGUGAACCAUGCUGCAGUGGCUGUUGGGCACCGGGUAUUCUCCUUCGGGGGCUACUGCUCUGGUGAAGACUACGAGACACUGCGUCAGAUUGAUGUGCACAUUUUCAAUGCAGUGUCCUUGCGCUGGACAAAGCUGCCCCCGGUGAGACCCACCAUCCGAGGGCAGCCUCCUGUGGUACCAUACAUGCGGUAUGGACACUCAACCGUCCUCAUCGAUGACACGGUCUUCCUUUGGGGCGGGCGGAAUGACACGGAAGGGGCCUGCAAUGUGCUCUACGCCUUUGACGUCAAUACGCACAAGUGGUCCACACCCCGAGUGUUAGGAACAAUUCCUGGGGCUCGGGACGGACAUUCGGCUUGUGUCUUGGGCAAGACCAUGUACAUUUUCGGGGGCUACGAGCAACUGGCGGACUGCUUUUCCAAUGACAUUCACAAGCUGGAUACCAGCACCAUGACAUGGACCCUUAUCUGUACAAAGGGCAAUCCUGCGCGCUGGAGGGACUUCCACUCAGCCACAAUGCUGGGCAGUCGCAUGUAUGUCUUUGGGGGUCGCGCUGACCGAUUUGGGCCGUUCCAUUCCAACAAUGAGAUUUACUGCAACCGCAUCCGAGUCUUUGACACCAGGACGGAGGCCUGGCUGGACUGUCCAACCACUCCGGUGCUGCCCGAGGGGCGCCGGAGCCACUCAGCCUUUGGCUACAAUGGGGAGCUGUACAUUUUUGGUGGCUAUAAUGCAAGGCUGAACCGGCACUUCCAUGACCUGUGGAAAUUUAACCCUGUGUCCUUUACCUGGAAAAAGAUUGAACCGAAGGGAAAGGGGCCAUGUCCACGCCGGCGCCAGUGCUGCUGUAUUGUUGGUGACAAAAUUGUCCUCUUUGGGGGUACCAGUCCAUCUCCUGAGGAAGGCCUGGGAGAUGAGUUUGACCUCAUAGAUCAUUCUGACUUACACAUUUUGGACUUUAGCCCUAGUCUGAAGACCCUGUGCAAACUGGCUGUCAUUCAGUAUAACCUGGACCAGUCCUGUUUGCCCCAUGACAUCAGGUGGGAGCUGAAUGCCAUGACCACCAACAGCAAUAUCAGUCGCCCCAUCGUCUCCUCCCAUGGGUAGAAGGAAGUUUUUGCCGCCAUCCCUCCUGAGCCUGCUGUAGUCUUCACUUCCCCUGCCUGUCUCACCCGCCUGCCCCUUUGGACCCUGGUAUACCUCCACAUGGAGUUGUUGGACUAGAGGUGUUUUUUGUGCUGUGAACUCAGUGGGGAGCUGUGGGGGGAGGGCUAGGUUCCCCCCCUCCUUGGGCCGAGGGCCCCUUCCCUUGGUGCUCUGUCCCAUCCACCUUCUUCCAACUGCUCCUGGACUCUGCUCUGUCCCAGGCCAGCGGGGCUCUGAGAAGUGAAGGGAAUGGGGAGAAUGGAGAAGGGAGAAGCAAGCCGUGUCUGGUCCUCAGAAGCUCCCCUCCCGCUCUGUUUCACCCCCGCCCCCGCUUGAGCCAUGAGCAUUGAUUGGGAGCGAGAGAAGUUCGCCCCCUGAAUGGGCAUGAAACCUCCUUCGCC